CACACACAAGCACAAACAGGGGUGGGAGGGGUGACGCUGGAAUUCGACGGCCUGUUUGUGAUUGGCUAAUCUGCCAUUGCGUUCUUAGCGAAUAAGAGAGUGGCCGUUUUGUCUAUAUUACGGAGAGCUCGGGGUGUAAUGUUUAUUUCGGAGUUGUUCGAACAGAUUUGAGCAUCAAGAUGAGUGGCAGAGGAAAAACCGGCGGAAAGGCUAGAGCCAAGGCCAAGACUCGUUCAUCCAGGGCUGGACUUCAGUUCCCCGUGGGACGUGUGCACAGGCUUCUGCGUAAAGGCAACUAUGCCGAGCGCGUCGGUGCCGGCGCUCCGGUCUACCUGGCCGCAGUGUUGGAGUAUCUGACCGCUGAGAUCCUGGAGUUGGCCGGUAACGCCGCCCGUGACAACAAGAAAACUCGUAUCAUUCCCCGCCACUUGCAGCUCGCCGUGCGUAACGACGAGGAGCUGAACAAACUGCUCGGCGGAGUGACCAUCGCUCAGGGUGGUGUGCUGCCCAACAUUCAGGCUGUGCUUCUGCCUAAAAAGACCGAGAAGGCCGUCAAGACUAAGUAAACUCGUCCACUGCUGCUUUGUCAGUACCCAAAGGCUCUUUUAAGAGCCACCAUCUCUGCUCAAAAAGUGCAAUUUUACACCCGUUUUUCUACUGAAAGUGUGCACUAGAA
This is a messenger RNA of Ictalurus punctatus (channel catfish), 676 nucleotides long. RefSeq names its product histone H2A. The record is from RefSeq and is a predicted model, not a curated record. The coding region runs from base 180 to 566 and encodes 128 amino acids. The transcript has a single exon. Gene Ontology annotation, molecular function: DNA binding; structural constituent of chromatin; protein heterodimerization activity. NCBI's taxonomy places the organism in Eukaryota, Metazoa, Chordata, Actinopteri, Siluriformes, Ictaluridae. Gene Ontology annotation, cellular component: nucleosome.